Molecule: messenger RNA, 2993 nt
Organism: Strongylocentrotus purpuratus (purple sea urchin)
Lineage: Eukaryota; Metazoa; Echinodermata; Echinoidea; Camarodonta; Strongylocentrotidae
Gene: rnf32
Product: RING finger protein 32
Exons: 8
Coding region: 109-1314 (401 amino acids)
Molecular function (GO): protein binding
Source: RefSeq, a predicted model, not a curated record
AUUUUUAAAAUAUUUUCUCUAAAAUGCUGUAUAUAAAAUCGAGCCCGAGAGAUCGAGCGACCGAACUUGUAAUGUAAAAGCCGAUAGAGGGAGACAACAUUUUCGUCGAUGCUAGACAACGGUAAACAACUACUUGUAAUUGGCUAUUUAUGCUGUUUUAUGGUGUUUUAUCCUUCUGCUUUUACUGAUAUUCUUAAGAUGGGGUCUCAAAAUUAUGGUCAUCCAAGUUUUAAAAGCCAGAGUUCAUCAAGAGCGCCAAAAGGAAGUAGUACAGCACUGGCUGCUGUGGCAAUCCAAGACCACAUGAUGCAGAAUCUCUCCCUUGUGGACCCUUUUAAGAAGCCUCUUCAAAGAUUCCCACCAGCCAAGAAACCAACCAAAGCUGCCAAGGCUGUGGUAGACACCGGGAGGAGUAAGAAGCUUCUUAAGAAUGCCAAGAAACCGGUCGAGGAGAAAGAGUAUGUCCUGGACCCAAAGCCUAAACCACUCUCUCUUGCACAGAAGAUGGGGAUAGUGGAUGCACCAGAGCAACCUCUGUCAGAGGUCCAGUGGGCUAGCGUCAAAGACCAAUCUAACAAGAGAGAUGAUUCCAUCCAACCUUGUGCUAUCUGCAAAGAAGACUUUGGUCUUCAUCAACAGGUUCUGCUUUCAUGUUCACAUGUAUUCCACAGGAAUUGUCUUCAAGCAUUUGAGAGAUUCACCGGUCGUAAGACGUGUCCCAUGUGUCGAAAGCAGGCUUACCAAACCAGGGUGAUACAUGAAGGUGCUACCUAUCACAGACAUCACUGUGCUACAAGGAUACAGGCGUGUUGGAGAGGGUAUGUUGUGCGAACCUGGUACAAGAAGCUCAGAGAAACUGUUCCACCUAAGGAUCCAAAAUUAAGACAGAAAUUCUAUGAAGCAAAGCUGCAGGCCAUCACCGAUCGGCUAGUCAGAUCAUAUGACAUGAGGGUGGAGGAAUUCCUUUCGCAAAUCGACCGGUCAGUGGCCGACAGUCGAAGCGUGUUCAACAGCCUGGACUCCUCGUCACUGCUGAGGGCGAUCACGGAAGAGCAGUGGGACGAGAUCCAGUACAAGGCCGUUGAGAGAUGUGAGAAAGAUUGUCCCAUCUGCAUCAUGCCUCUUGGGAACAUCUCAGAGGGAAACGCAGAGAUAGACUCACCUAGACAAGGCAAACGCGUCACUGUUCUGCUCUCCUGCACCCAUGUCUUUCAUCUGUGUUGCUUAGAAGCCUUUGAAGAACUGUCGUUGGGGGUGCAGAAGAUCUGCCCUGUAUGCCGCGGAGGGUAUCAGAAAAGGGUUCAGGACCUGUGAGGGGAGGAAGAAUUCAUAUAUUUGUGAAUCUGAUUAUCACUGAACUGAAGAUUUUUAAUUUCAAGGUAGGAGGAAAGGAGGAACUCUGUCUUUCAUCUGUGCUGCUUAGAAGUCUUUGAGGAACUAUUUCUACAAGUAGCUUAAGAUGUGUCCUGUGUGUUGUCCAGAUUACAAGAACCAAAUUAAAGAUCUUUAAAAGAAAAUAUAUUUAUAUAACAUUAAAGAUGUUUUUAUCAAGCUAAGAGGUAAGGGUGAAAAAUUUAUUCAUCUGUGAUGUGUAGAGGCUUUUCAAAACUAUCUCCAGGAGAAAGAUCUGUUGUGUUAGUUGUAAAAAAAUUAAUAGUUAUGAACUAUCAUUAAGAUGAAAUAAAAAUUAUGAAAGGUUGAAGGAUAUGUGUCACCUUUCUCGUCAGCUGUAAGUCAUUAAGGAUAUCAGAUAUGGACUGAAAGAGAUAUAUUUGAGUCGAUUAUAAUAAUGAAUUUGUUUAAUGCAAGUUUUGAUAUUCAUAAAAGGGUGUUUUAAAGAUAACUAGAAAUGGUAAGGAUUUCUUUCAUCUAUAUCAGCUAUGCUGCUUUGAAGGCUUUUUUUGAAUUGUUGGAAGAAACACUUUGAAUGAAUUAUAAGAUCUGUCCUGUAUGUAAGAGAUUCAGAAUCUGUGCUAACUAGACAAUGAAUUGAUGGACAUGCAUUAAGAAGAUUAUUAUUUCAGUGUAGAGGAUGAAACCCAGCUGCGCUAAUAUGGAUGAGAGAUGUUCUUUUCUGUACUGUCCGGAGGAGAAUAUUUAUUUAUAGGUGGAAAAUGUGGCACAAACUGAAAAAUAUUCAUAUGAGGGUAAAGUAAAUGGCACAUCCUAUUAAUGUGGGAGUGAUAUUUACUCCAGGUUUCAUGUCUACUUAGAGGAUGAUUAAUGCAGAUGAGUGUGUACUUAGAGUGAUUAAAUAUCAUUAUUACACUAAUUGUAAAUUACCUAAUAAUAUGCUGCUAUUACAUUGCAUUAAUAAUUCAGCACUGCAUGAUUUUCUGUCAUUGUAAUGCACUCUGUUACUCAAUAUUUAUUACACUUUAUGCUACACAGAUUUUGCCAAAUUGUUAAUGGUGCUCACUUGAUUUUCCAAUUUGAAAUUUUAAUCUCACACAAAUUUGAAAUUCAAAUUAGAAGGAGGGUAGAAAUAUUAUAUCAUCCAUUUGGUUACAAUCAUAUAGACAGUACAAUAUUAAUGAUAUUGAUAUUCUGGGUUGUUAUAGAGCUUUAAAAAAAUUCAUUAACGAGCAAUGUUUCCAAGUGCUUUACAGAUAUAUUAGUCAUUAGAUUCAGGCUUACCCACACAGUCUAUGCAAAUUCUCCACUCCAAAGGGAGCCAUCCAGCCAGGAGCCAAUUUACAGAUUCUCACAAUGCUGAGCAAACUAUUAUGUAUGUAAAGAGAAUAUACAGCCAUUUGCUUAUCAAACAGUAUCUAUUGACACCAUUUUUUGUUUACUUGAUCUAGAUUUUCCUUUUAUUGCUUUUAUUUGUGUUUGGAGAAGCAGAAUAUAAGCUGACAACAGGAAAUGUUAACUCUUGUAGAACUGAAUAUGAUACUAUCUUAAAAGCUAAGUGCAAUAUUACAAAUUUUCAAUGUUAUUGCAUAUUUGCAUUUGUGUGUUGUCUGUUUUAUAAACUGUUAUUUGUUAACGAA